CGCAACGGCGUUGUCACUCUGCUGGGGGAGGGGGGAGCUGACCGAAAGAAAAACGUCAUCAAAUCGCGCUCACUUCUCCCUCUUCCCUCUUUCUCCCCUCCCCCAAGCCCCAAACAGAGCUGGGUUCCGAGGAUCGCCCCGCGGCGGCCGCUGCGGGAAGUGCACGCGUGCGUGCGAGAGGGCUGUUCUGUCCUUCCGUGGGAUUGGAGGCGUGGCUGGCGCUGAGAUUGAAGGAGUAGAAGGAGGCGGACGAGGAGGCUGAGGCUGCAUGGAGAGGUCUUGGGGGAGCAUCAACUCCGCCGAUCGCGGUUGGUAUGUCUCCGCCCGGCAGGAGCAGAGAGAGGACGCGGAGGAGGAGGAGGAAGAGAAGGAGCAAGAGGAGUCGAGCCCCUUGCUCCGCAACGGGCCUCAAAUUCAAGAAUACUCAGGCGUUUCUUUUAGUUUCUCAGUGUUUAACUUAAUGAAUGCCAUCAUGGGAAGUAGCAUCCUUGGUCUAGCAUACAUUAUGGCCAAUACAGGUAUUAUUGUAUUUAGUAUCAUGCUGCUGAUAGUUGCUAUCCUGGCUUCUUACUCAGUUCAUCUCCUUCUUACUAUGUGUAUUCAGACAGCUGUCACAUCUUAUGAAGACCUUGGUCUUUUUGCAUUUGGAUCAUUUGGAAAGGUGGCUGUGGCAAGUACAAUAAUUAUUCAAAAUAUUGGAGCCAUGUCAACUUAUCUUUUAGUUAUCAAAACUGAACUUCCUGAUGCAAUUUCACAGUUUCUAACUGGUGACUAUAGUGGGUCUUGGUAUCUUGAUGGAAGAAUACUGCUGAUAAUUAUAUGUGUAUGCAUUGUUUUCCCCCUUGCACUUCUUCCUAAGUUAGGCUUUCUUGGCUACGCAAGUAGUUUAUCAUUUUUCUUUAAGGCGUUCUUUGCUCUUGUGGUUAUAGUGAAAAAAUGGUCCAUUCCUUGUCCACUGACACUCAAUCAUGGAGGGGAAUUCUUCCAGAUUUCAAAUAUCACUGAGGAUUGUAUUCCAAAGCUUUUUAAUUUCUCCAAAGAGAGUGCUUAUGCCAUUCCAACUAUGGCAUUUUCAUUUCUCUGCCAUACUUCAGUAUUGCCCAUAUACUGUGAACUUCAAAGACCUUCUAAGAGCCGAAUGCAGAAUGUAACCAAUAUGGGGAUUGCUUUAAGUUUUCUCAUUUAUUUUUUAUCAGCAUUGUUUGGCUACCUCACUUUUUAUGGAAAAGCGGAGUCCGAAGUCCUACAGGGUUAUAGCAAGUAUUUGCCACAUGAUGUUGUUGUCAUGGCUGUGAAGUUAUGCAUCCUGUUUGCUGUGCUCUUGACAGUCCCUCUAAUCCAUUUCCCUGCAAGGAAAGCAAUGAUAAUGGCAUUUUUUCCUAAUCGCCCUUUCUCAUGGAUUCAUCACUUUUUGGUCACUUUAGCACUCAAUAUUGUCAUUGUUUUACUUGCACUAUAUGUUCCUGACAUUAGAAAUAUAUUUGGUAUAGUUGGUUCCAGUACAUCAACAUGUUUGGUUUUUGUGUACCCAGGAUUAUUUUAUCUUAAACUAAGUAGAGAGGAUUUUAUAUCACAAAAGAAGCUUGGGGCUUGUGGACUUCUUCUCUUUGGAAUUCUGGUUGGGAGUUUGAGUUUUGCACUAAUCAUUUUCAACUGGAUUAAUAAGUAAAAGAAUCAUUUCCCUUAACUCCUACAACACAGCUUAUAGAACAGUUUCCAGAAAGAUGUGGAUAUUGUCACAGAGCUCAGCUGAUUAUGGACUAUAGAAGACAUAUUAAUGUAAUUGUUCAGUCAGUCAUGUCCUUUUUUUUUUUUUUUUUGCCAUUUUCUUCUCCAGUGUGUCCCCAUUUUACAGAUGAGAAACUGAGGCAAAUAGGGGUUAAGUGACUUGCCUUAGGUCACACAUUCUGAGGCUAGAUUUGAACUCAGACCUUCCUGACUCCAGGCCCAGUACUCUAUCUACCAUACUGCCUAGCUGCCCCUGUUAUCACAAUACUACUUCCAUUUUUUCAGCCAGCCUUGGAAGAGCAUGUUUUUUGUACCAGUGAACUUUCUUACUUCUGGAAUUCACUACUUUUGAAGAGAUUUAAUAGGGAUGACCUAGAAUAAAUCAGUCAUCUUCUGAGAAAAGAAAGCAUACCUUCAGUCUUAGAAAAAGCCUAAUAAAAUUAAAACAUCUUAGCAUUUUUAUACUGUUUUAAAGUUUACAGACUAGUUUACAUCCGUUAUCUCAUUUAAUCUUUGCAAUAUCCCUGUGAAGUAGGGAGUGCAAAUAGUAAUAUCUGCAUUUUGCAGAUGUGGAAACUGAGGUUCCAAAGGGUAAGAUGAUUUGCCAAAGAUCAGGCAGCUGAUCAGACAGCAAACCCACAAUUUGAAUACAGAUUUUCUGACUACAAAUCCAGUGCCCUUUUUACAUUUUAUCAUACUGCUUCUUCGCGAUCCAGUGAGAUUGUAAUAUAUUUGAAUUUAAGAACUCUGCUAUUUAUUGUAUCUUAGUGCUUAGUGCAGUAGUAGGCACAUAGUACUCUAGCAGUACUUGCUAAUUGAGCAGUUAUAAGAGGGUAGAAUCCAUGUUAGUAUACAAGCUAACAAUAUUUGUCUUAUUUAAUAGACUGUGAGGCCUACAUUCAGAUUAUGGAAAAAACCAGCAUUAUUUCUUCUUGUAUUGUACUAUAGCAAUAUUCUUUGAGACUAGUCAGUAUUACAAAUACUUGUUUUCUAAAACCUCAGUUUGGUUUGAACUGACUUUCAGGAUAUUUAUGUUCUGACUCCAUAAGCAUUUCAUGUUUACACCCCUGCUAUUAGAGAAAAUAAAACUUUCUAGUUAUAUACCUAAAGCACAGUGGGGAACUUUAAUCUACUUGGAUCUAAUUAUGUGCUGCUGUUCGAUUCAAAAAUCCCAUUAAAACCAUUACGUGUUUAUGCCUUCUAUAAAUCCAGACUUAGGCCCGUUGUGACAGCUGAUAAAAUUGCUCCCCAAACUCAUCAGCUAGCCAAGAGAAGUGAAUGCCUCAUUAGCAGUAAAGAACUUGUUUCGCCAUUCCCGUAGUUAGUCAUUCCUCUUCUAUUUUAAGUUGAAAAUGUGUACCCAAACAAGAGA
Messenger RNA from Dromiciops gliroides (monito del monte), 3100 nucleotides. RefSeq names its product solute carrier family 38 member 6 (gene SLC38A6). The record is from RefSeq and is a predicted model, not a curated record. The transcript has 16 exons. NCBI's taxonomy places the organism in Eukaryota, Metazoa, Chordata, Mammalia, Microbiotheria, Microbiotheriidae. Bases 269 to 1669 code for a protein of 466 amino acids. Gene Ontology annotation, molecular function: L-glutamine transmembrane transporter activity. Gene Ontology annotation, biological process: amino acid transmembrane transport; L-glutamine transport.